Molecule: messenger RNA, 1447 nt
Organism: Hemibagrus wyckioides
Lineage: Eukaryota; Metazoa; Chordata; Actinopteri; Siluriformes; Bagridae
Gene: dhrs12
Product: dehydrogenase/reductase (SDR family) member 12
Exons: 7
Coding region: 265-972 (235 amino acids)
Source: RefSeq, a predicted model, not a curated record
CCAUCACCCUACAAACACCUGACAGUUUUGAGAAUCAACAGUCCUUUAAGCGCCGUUUCCAGAAGUUGUCCAGCACGUUUUUUUGUGUAAUAAAGCAGCUUGAGAUUUCUUGACAUCUGAGUUGAUUUUCAAGUCUGCGUCUCCUAAAUAUCGGGCGUAUCUUUUAAAAUGUAGAUCUGCACCGGAACACUGCGCAGUAUUGACACGUGUUGUGUUGUGUUGUGGUCUGGUCAUGCUUAUGAAACAGUAGAUGAGGCGUGUUAUAUGAGUGUUCUGACACUAAGUAAACACCAGAAUGUCUUAUUACAGAAACGCGGUUUGGCUUGUGAAAGGUCUACAAGAAUACACCAGAACGUUCAUGUGCACAUUGUGGACAUGUCGAGUCCCAGAGCAUUGUGGGAGUUUGCCGGUUCAUUCACUCAGAGCCACAGUUUGAAUGUGCUUAUCAAUAAUGCAGGGUGUAUGGUGAAUCAGCGAGAGUUGACUGAGGACGGCUUGGAGAAAAACUUUGCCACCAACACACUUGGAAUGUUCAUCCUGACCACAGCGCUGAUUCCUGAGCUGAAAAAGUCCCAGGACCCAAGAGUGGUGAGUAUGUUUCAGAUCACUGUAUCGUCAGGAGGAAUGCUGGUUCAGAAACUCAAUCUUGACGAUCUGCAGUUUGAAAAAGGCACGUUUGGCUUAUGGCUUAUGCACAGAACAACGCAUAAGUCAUCCAUGCCGGAUUUUCAUGCCAGAAUGAAGAACAAAUUACGCACAGAGGCACAGGGAGCUGACACGGUGGUAUGGUUAGCAGUGUCUCAUGCAGCUGUGAAACAUCCCAGCAGACUCUUCUUCCAAGAGCAAACACCGGUGGCCACACACCUGCCUCUGGCCUUAACCAGGUCUUCUUCCGCUGAGGAGAACGAGCUCAUGAAAACACUGGAGCAGCUCGGGGAACGGUUCAAGAUGCGUCUUACUUCAGGGCUCUAAAGAAGAACAAACACUCAUCUGGAUACAAAAUCAAGGGUGGUGUCAUCAGUAACCAAAAAAUUAUUCUAUUUAGAUUUCUCAAACAAGUUUUCCUAAUACAAAUGGUUGAUUAAAAAUGAUUCAAAGGUUUUAUAUGCAAUGUGCCUUCACAAACAUGCUAAAUAAUGUUACAGCUGUAGUGAUUCUCAUGCACAAAAAACACACUAAAUUCACUUAAUUGUACUUUAUUUCCCUGUCCUGCACAAUAGAAAUUAACCUGCACUGGCCACAUUAACUCACUCAUGCCAUCUUAAACAUUUCAUUGUUUACAUUUUGGGUUUUACGUAUAUUAAGCUUGGUUUCCAAAAAUUAAUAAAACACAUUGAAUUAUAUCAGAAUAAUAUACUGAUUAAUAUCACAUGUUUUAAGCACCAUUUUUUUCACCUUUGAAAUGUAAUAAAUAUUUUGCAAAAAUAAUAAUAAAUCAGUAAACAUU